This is a messenger RNA of Cyclocybe aegerita, 894 nucleotides long. Lineage: Eukaryota; Fungi; Basidiomycota; Agaricomycetes; Agaricales; Hemipholiotaceae. The record is from the annotation of a GenBank genome assembly.
AUGGUUCGACUCACCUCUGUCGCUGUUGCCGCCCUCCUCGCUGGCCCUGCCCUCGCCGCACCCUUCCACGUUCCCCACGCCGAGCACGCCGGCCACGCUCACACCCACGAGGCGCGCUCCGACAUCGAAGCGCAUGAGCCCCGCAUUCACACCAGUACUGCCGCGUUGGAUGCUGCUGGCGCCACCAUCCCUUCGAUCCACCAGGCGCGAGACCUUGAGGAACUCGCACUUCGGGAGCCGUUCUUGAAGAAAGUCCUUGGCGUCGCGAAGAAGGUUGUAGGUGGCGCAGCGAAGGUCGCUGCGGGCGCACUCUCCGCCCGUGAGCUCGAGGAACUAGAAGAACUCGCUCUCCGCGAGCCUUUCCUGAAGAAAGUCCUCCGCGUUGCGAAGAAGGUCGCCGGUGGUGCCGCGAAGGUUGCGGUAGGCGCCCUAUCUGCCCGUGAGCUUGAAGAGCUCGAAGAACUCGCUGCCCGUGAGUUCGACGACCUCGAAGAGCGCGAACCUAUUUUCGGUAUCCUCAAGGUUGCGAAGAAGGUCGCGAAGGUCGCUGCCGGUGCCCUCUCUAGCCGCGAGGUCGAGGAACUCGAGGAGAUUGCUGCCCGCGAUCCUCGUGUUGGCAGUACUCAUGACAUGCCCCGAGGAGGUCAGAGGGCAAGGCUCGCCGUCAUGAGGCGCGAGCCUGAGCUCGAGGAUCUAUCGGAGCGUGACUUGGAGGAGCUUGAGGAGCUCGCCCUCCGGGAGCCAUUCUUAAAGAAGGUUCUCGGUGCUGCGAAGAAGGUCGUCGGUGGUGCUGCGAAGGUCGCCGCUGGUGCACUUGCUGCCCGUGACCUCGAGACCAUUGACGAGCUUAUGGAGCGUGCAUACUUUGACGCUGAAUUCGACCAGCUCGAUUAA